This is a messenger RNA of Penicillium manginii, 1440 nucleotides long. RefSeq names its product IFRD domain-containing protein. The record is from RefSeq and is a predicted model, not a curated record. The coding region runs from base 1 to 1440 and encodes 479 amino acids. The transcript has 2 exons. NCBI's taxonomy places the organism in Eukaryota, Fungi, Ascomycota, Eurotiomycetes, Eurotiales, Aspergillaceae.
AUGCCCGAUCUUCGCCGCCAGAUUUUUGAGAGCGGCAAGACCGUCUCGCGCAAAGCCGCCUCAAGAGAAGCCUCCCGCACUACCUCUCGCGAUGGCUCCAAGCAAACAUCUCGCCAAUCUUCACGGGCUGCGAGCAGGCAGCCAUCUGAUGAUGAAGAUUCAGGAUUCCUCUCUGACGAUACUGCCAUGAGCAUCGGCUCACUAGAUGACGAAAAUCCCGAACAGGAAAAUGAAGACUGGCCUCAAGAGCUAGCCGAGCGCAUCCAGGAGCUCCUCGAGCGCAAACGCAGUACCGUGCAAGGGCGCGAAGAGGCCUUGGCAGCCUUCUGCCGCUUGACCAAAUACCAUUACGCCGAAGAAGAACUCCGUGGCUCAGUCACCGAUCUAUUAAGCACAUUCGCCCGAAGCGUUCGAAACGAAACCAGUACCCGCGAAACAACCAAUGCCCUCCGCGCGAUCGAGUUGCUCGUCAUUACGUCAAGUGACGACAAGAUCUAUCAAAAUGCCGAGCCGGUGCUGACGCGCAGCAUCCGCGACUCGAGCUCCGCCGUCGUCAAGGCGGCUGCCAUCCAUUCUCUCGGCACAUGCACCAUCUUCGGUGGUGCCGGCGAAGACGGCAUUCUCGACCAAAUGACUUUCCUCCUCGACAUCAUCGCGUCGGAUGGCCAGUCCAUCGACGCCGCCGACGAUCCGGGGUGUGUCACCGCAGCACUGCAAGUCUGGGGCUUCCUCGUGACCGAAAUCGACGACUUCGAGUCUGAAAGCGAAGAAGCAGUCCAAAUCUUCAUGGACCAGCUCGACAGCGGAGACAGCGGAGUCCAAAUCGCCGCAGGCGAAGCCAUCGCCCUCCUCUACGAAAAGAGCUACACGCCCCAAGAAGACGACGACGACGAAGACGAGGAAGAUUCCGAUGAAAGCGACGAACACGCGCCAGACAUCACCGGCCCCAAACUCAUCAAGCGCUACAACGCAUACCACAACACCCCCGAGCUCGAACGCUCGCUACAGUCCCUCGCAACAGUACACAACAAGCGUAUCAGCAAGAAGGAUAAGAAAUCACUGCACAGCAACUUCGCCUCUAUCCUGACGACUGUUGAGAACCCGCGCCGUGGGCCUCGCUACAAUAUGGCCAUCGACCAGGACACUAAUCGCCACUACGGCAGUACACUCACUGUCAAAAUCGGCCGACACGGCCUUAUGAGCAUCGAUCGCUGGUGGAAGUGGGUUCGUCUUUCGUCGCUUCGCCGUAUCCUGCUGGGUGGUUUUGCCGAACACUACUUCCAGGGAAACCGUGCUGUUCUCGACAAUCUCCCCGUCAUGAUGCGAAGCAUCGGGGAGACCAGCACAGGAACCCCCGACCGUCAGAGCGCGAAGAAGGCCGCCCGAAUGCGCAACUCGCGCCGCUGGACUGCGCAGCAUGACUCUGACGACGAUGAGUAA